AUGGCGGCCAUGCUCGUGAAGAACGCGCUACAGCUGAGUCUGCGAGCUCGACCAAGCGCGUCGGGUGUGCGUGCCCUAUCCAGCAUUUCUAGUGGCAGCUCCUUCGUUUCCUCAAGCUCACUGCUGCACCCGUCCGUGCUGAUGAUGGCUACCCCCACUACCCACAUGAACGCGCUGGUGCACAGUUCGCUGGUCUUCGAGACGGGCGUCAACCACCUGCAGAUCGACGACUUCCUGCCGCAGAUCGGAGAGCUCGAAUGCCCCACUGAGAACCUUAACGAACCCCUGCAGGCUAUCAAGCGCACGUACCAGCCCAGCGUGCUGCGCCGCAAGCGUAAGCACGGCUUCCGCACGCGUCGCGUGUCCAUCUCGGGCCGCAAGGUGCUCAAGCGCCGCUUCAACAAGGGCCGAUGGCGUAUGUCGCUGUAAUUCUCACGAACAAUGAUGGAGAAUAGCAAACGAGGGAGACCGUAGUCAAUGUGGGCAGGAGGCUGCCCCAAUCUGGAAUAGACUCACCAAGUGGACAUUAACUGGCAGGUGGAUUUAUAUUUCAUCGUUCAUAUC
Molecule: messenger RNA, 564 nt
Organism: Phytophthora infestans T30-4
Lineage: Eukaryota; Oomycota; Peronosporomycetes; Peronosporales; Peronosporaceae
Exons: 3
Coding region: 1-429 (142 amino acids)
Biological process (GO): translation
Cellular component (GO): ribosome; mitochondrial large ribosomal subunit
Molecular function (GO): structural constituent of ribosome
Source: RefSeq, a predicted model, not a curated record